Molecule: messenger RNA, 1577 nt
Organism: Bactrocera oleae (olive fruit fly)
Lineage: Eukaryota; Metazoa; Arthropoda; Insecta; Diptera; Tephritidae
Source: RefSeq, a predicted model, not a curated record
UUGAUUUUGAAAAAUUAAGUGGUGAUAGUUUAUUUUAAACAUUUUUAUUGAUCUUUCUGAAUCCACUGCUCUCUGAUAAAAUUUGACAUGCAUUAAACAUUAUCUAUAGAAAAUAUGGCACCUCUUCUAUCUCACCUGCCGAACUGCUCACCUACACUUACGCGCUCAUACACAUUCAUAGAUACAGCUGCGAGUUAGACAACUGCACUCUCUCGCUCACCUACACAGGUGCGCAAGCUUAAGGCGCAUCAAUUGGCCUUAUCAGCCCAUAGACUACAAAAAACAACAAGUUAUAGUGAAUGAGUAGCGUUACUUGGCUUCUUCUCUCCCAAUUUAGCUGCCAAAAGCAAUAUAUAAUUUUUAUUUUCUUUGCGUUUUAGCGAAAAAAGACAGUGGUUAUAGAACAAAUUAACUAAAACAGUGAUUUUAUAAGAGAAAACUUUCGUCUAAUAUUCGGAAAAGCGCGUAUCUGUAGAAAUUAACAUGUCGUACGGCGCUGAGAAGACGCUUGCCUAUUUGUACCCGCUCAUUAUAGGCACCUCCGUCAUUUGCUGCAUCACAUCGGGCGUUGCAUGGGCACAUUGGCGUUAUGUGUUGAAUGCUUGUCCGGAAUCGAAUUGUGGCUGCAUUCUGCACGGACGCUCCACAUACUCUAGCUUCGAGGGCGGUCAUAUAGCAUAUUGCCAUUUCGCCACAUACGGACUGAUCUUUCCACUGUUAUUCGCCAUCGUGUUGGGCAUCUAUCAUGCAUAUAGGAUUUGUAUGGGCACAACUAAACGGAAGGCGGGCACAACCACCAUUCGGCAUAGAACCGGUGAUAUGAUUGUCGUAACAGCCGAGUCAGAAUUGACACACAACGGCAUUUCACCUUAUUACUGGACACCUGCAGCCGGUAUUUCUUGCGUUAUGGCCGUUUACACUUUAAUUUAUGCAGCGAUCUACAGUGAUGGCUUCCGUGUCACUUGCAAACAGUACAGCGAAUCUUUGCUCAAAGAACUACAGGGGGCUGGUAAUAUUGUGCCGGUCAUAAAGGGUCGCCUAUCAUGUGACGCUAUUUUCGAUUUCAUGGACUAUUUGGUGGAGAGCAUUUCGUAUGAGCGUCGCAAGUAUGGACGCAUCAACACCGGAGCAUGCCUCUACAUGACACUCAUAUGCAGUUGGUUAACGGUAAUCUUUUGGAUUAUGAUAACGGUGGUGAAUGUGAUGCAGGCACGACGCACACAAUCGGCACGAGUUUAAUAAAGCUCGGACUAAGAGCAGUUUAUGUUCUGCUAAAUAAAGACAAACUUUGCCAUUUAAAUAUAAAAACGAAAACGUCCAUAAAUUAAAUUAAUAUGAAAACUGCAUUGUCUCCAUAGACAUAAGCGAACAUUAUUAGAGAUUCUAAUAUAACUAAUAUUAAAUAAUAUUUUUAAUAAAUAAGUUAGACACCUAAAGCGACAACGACAAAUAGUAAUAAGCACAAAUUUUCAAAACAUUUCACAUUUUAUCAUAAAUAUUUAUAAUAAAUAAUAUGAGCACAAAAUAUGUAUUAUGUAAAUUUUACAAGAAUAAAGCGAUACGAAUACAUUGAACAA